AUGGCGGCACACAUUGGUGUGCUGAGGCAUGAGCACAUACAGAAGCGGCUAUUGUCUGAGGGGACAUUAACGUUGGAGAGGGCGGUGGAGAUCAGUGUGGCCAUGGAGACGGCAUCCCGAGAUGCGGCGGAGGUGCGAGGCAUGACGCACGCCAGCGAUGACGGUUACUCAGAGGAGCCCAUCUUACACCAUUCGGAUUUGGGUACAGUUAAGCACAGCUCACCCAUCUAUGUACAUCCCAGGAUUGAAGGAGAUAAUUUCAGUAUGGAGCUGGAUACGGGGACGUCAGUGUCGAUCAUCUCGGAGAUGGACUAUAGAAACUCCACGGAACCGAUAGGUGUUAACCUCGAGAAAUCAGGUGACAUCUUGCGCGCAUAUUCCGGUCACCAGAUUAAACCAAUCGGGAAGCUACAUGUUACUUUUCAACUAAAUGGACAGGAUGAGAAGUUGGACUUGCUGGUUGUACCUACAGAUAGCCCGAGGUUGUUUGGUAGGGACUGGCUGGCCAAGCUGUGCAUGAAUUGGCAAGAAGUCACGUCGCUCAAGGCACUAUCGACCAAUAGCUCCAAGAGACUGGAAUCGUUAGUGGAGAAACACAAGGUAAUAUUCCAGCCCGGAAUUGGAAAACUGAAAAACAUCCAGGGUUCCCUGACUUUGGAGAAUGAUGCGAAGCCUCGAUUUCAGAAAGCUAGGACAGUGCCUUAUGCGUUCAGGUCCAAGAUCGAAGACAGGUUACAAAACCUACAGCAAGAAGAUAUAAUCAAACCAGUCAAACACAGUAAAUGGGCCACACCCAUCGUACCGGCAGUAAAGAAAAACAGACAAAUCCGCAUUUGUAGAGACUACCGCAUGACACUGAACCCAGUUAUGUGUGUAGAUAAGUAUCCACUACCGAGAAUAGAAGACAUCUUCGCUAGUUUGGUGGGUGGACAAAAAUUCUCCAAGAUUGACCUAACCCAGGCGUAUCACCAGAUGGAAAUGGACGAGCAGUCGAAGAACAUGCUGGUUAUAAACACGCACAAGGGAUUAUUCCGUUACAACCGCCUAGUUUUUGGUGUGUCAAGCGCACCUUCACAGUGGCAGAGAGCAAUUGACCAGGUCCUACAGAACGUUCCAUUCACACAAUGUAUGCUAGAUGACAUCAUUGUGUCCGGUUGUUCGAAUGAUGAACACUUGAGCAACCUGAAGAUGGUGUUUUAA
Molecule: messenger RNA, 1200 nt
Organism: Priapulus caudatus
Lineage: Eukaryota; Metazoa; Priapulida; Priapulimorpha; Priapulimorphida; Priapulidae
Exons: 3
Coding region: 1-1200 (399 amino acids)
Biological process (GO): proteolysis
Molecular function (GO): aspartic-type endopeptidase activity
Source: RefSeq, a predicted model, not a curated record